Pyricularia oryzae 70-15 is the source of this 4709-nucleotide messenger RNA. RefSeq lists its product as uncharacterized. The record is from RefSeq and is a predicted model, not a curated record. Bases 1413 to 4457 code for a protein of 1014 amino acids. NCBI's taxonomy places the organism in Eukaryota, Fungi, Ascomycota, Sordariomycetes, Magnaporthales, Pyriculariaceae. The transcript has 3 exons.
GAGUACCCCGUAUGUAUCUAACGUCAAAUAAUGGUCCCAUCUUGCCGAUGUCAUCACAUUCCUGUCAACAGUUUUGUCCCCGCAUAUGUAUAAGCAUGCACCUGUUUCCAAGCAUCACGCUCACACACAAGUGCGAUCGGUUGCAUGCCUGGGUCCGGCCAAGAUAAGAGGAAGGAGGAGGAGGAGGAAGAAAACAUAAGUAAGCUGACUGUGACCUGGGCACUCCAUGACCACACCACUUGCAGGCAUUCCACCAUUCUAGUUCUGGACUUGAUUCUCUCGAUUAGGAUUUGUCUAGCGCUGGCAGUUGGGGCAUCAGAUGCAUGUGGUCAUUCAUUCACCUGUUCCGACUCCUGGCUGACAUUGUAAGUGCGACAUGACAGAUUUGAUUGAUUGUAGCGCCCAUGUAGGCGAAUGUAUCAUUUCUCCGAUGUAACAUCACAAUUGAAGUUGGACAAGUUCCUGUUUCGAAACUGUUCUCAAUCGGUACGCAGUAGAUAAUCUGUUGGAUAGCUCUAGCGACGCCAUUUGGAUUGUUCAAGGAUAUGCAGCCUUAUGAGGAUCAGCAAGUAUAAACGGGGACGCUACCUCUUGGGUGUGCUCAAACGUCACUUGGGCAAGUCUCCGCCCUCUCUCCGUCUAAGCGGAUUUCAGAACCAGAACGUGGAGUUUUGAGACGAUUGGACCCGACUAAGGUUGUGUGACCCCCAGGAGAAUCUCUGUACGGGGAAGCUGUUUCUAUCCAGUUAAAACGGCCAAUUGUGCCAGGGAUGCCGUUUUCGGGUGAAGAUGUUUUGUUACUGCCUUGCGCGGACAAGGUCUAAAAAAGAUUCAUGUAACCUAUUUCGGUACCACCCCAGGAGCCGACCGACCCCUUGAUCCAGAAAGCAAAUUGGAAAAAAAAAGGUAGGGGUAGGGUAAUCCAAAAAGGAAGAAGAAAGAAAAAAAGCCAUUUAGCGAUCUCCCGUCAGCGUUGGGAUUUCUCCAUAAAGGUAAUAAGACACGCGUUGAUCAGAGCUGGGCGAAAUUGUAACAAAAGCAAGUUGCUCGCUCUCUUUUUCCCCCAUGUAGCGUUGCACCGCCAUCAUCAUCUACUCACCUCCAACUCGGCUUUUGAACGAGGUCAGGUGGAAGCCGGGUAGGACAGCGAGGCUUUAAGUUGAUUUACUUGAAAGGCGUUUCUCAAAUCAGCCAUCCUUGCAUGCAUUGAACGGUUUGUCAAAAUUUUCAGUGCGUGGAGGAUGCCAACCUUAAAUCAACCAGUUUUGCGCUAGAUCUUUCACAUGUCUUUGCUCAAUUCGCGUUGAUUAGCACUUCACCCGCCUCUCCAAUUCAGCAUUGGAAAACUACUGUACUACCGCGCAGGAGCUGCAAGGUUUGCGGCAAAGGACAGACGGGACACGCCGUACGAAAUGGCGGGGUCUCCGACGCCAGACGAUACCGACAACAGCUGGGCCAAUGCAGCUUCAAAGCGGGAAGCCGUUGGCGUGUACACCAGUUCCUCAGCUCAGCUGCAACAACCAUCCGCAUCAUUGGCCACCGACCAGGGUCACCAGCAGCGUCAGCAACAGCAACAGCAGCAGCAACAACAAGAACAACAGUACCACGAUCAGCAGUCAACUUCCUUUCAAAUCCAGCAACAAGAACAACCGCUCGAUAUAAUAUCUCCCGAUGUCUCCAGGAGCAACACCGUCACCUCCAAUGUCUCGUCAAUCGCGACCCAAGACAAGGCGCUAGACGCCGCCGGCGCAUACAGCACCCGCGCGAACCGCCAUCUGCCCGCAUGGAAGGAAGAGGAGGCUGGCGCAGCAGUAGCAUCGGCAGCUAGCCUUAAUAACCACAGUAACACCAACGCUACCCCAUCAACUGGGUUCCCUCAAUCUUCAAGUCCACCCGCCAUGGAGCAAUCACAGGGUGGCUUUUUUUAUGGCCAAUCGCCCAACCAAUCUCAGUACCAAGUUUUGCAGGAUGCCAAUGGACAAUUCUACUAUUCCCAAAGCCCAGACCAGCAUCCUGGAAGUGGUCAGUUGUACCAAAGUCCUGCGUUUAUGCCUCCUCCUGGUCCAUACUCCCAGACUUCGACGGCGUACAGAGGUGCCGGUGAAAUGCAUGACCCUCCACAGUCGGCGUUCCUCAUCGACAACAACGAUCCUAACAAAGCUUCCGGGUACCGCAAUGGCGAUAGCAAACAGGGUAUCUUCCGCCAUACAAUACAUCCCGAGUCUCCACCUCUGUUGCCGCCGGGGGCGCUGCCGCCGCGCCCCAGCCGCAACGAGUUCAAGAUCUUCGGCCGUUGGCGCUGGCAUUCGUGGUGGGGUAUGUUUCUCUUCGGCAUUUUUGGUAUCGCGUGUGCCAUUGGUCAUCAUGCCUGGUACAGCUCUUUGCACGGCAAGAAGGCCGAGCGCCAGCUGGAGUAUGUUCGUUACGGGACCAUCCUCGCCUUUGCGGCCAAGGCUGGCCUGAGCGCCUCCAUAGUGACGGCCUAUCGCCUGCGGGUGUGGACGACGGUGCGCACGCGGUUGAUGAGCGUCAGGGCACUUGAUUCCAUGUUCGCCGCGACCGAGGACGUCACGGCCUUUUUCAACUGGGAGUUCAUCAGCCGGGCCAAAACAGUGGCCGGUCUGGUUGCCUUUGUCUGGCUUUCUCCCUUGAUUGUUAUUCUGACUGCAAACACAUUGAUGGUGGAGAUGCAGCCGUCGGAGCACAAGACGUUUUGCCCGAGCGUACGGACUCUCAACUUUGGUCUGGAGGAGACCAAUGACUGGCGCAAGCCAACCCUGGUCGACGACAUCAGGUCAAUGUCGCUGUCUUUUUACAACUCGACCAUUACUGCAGCCGACGACCCUCCUCCCGAAGGCUGGUUCGAUUAUUGGACCGGCCCGUCACCGAAGCUCGAGCAGGCCGCCACGAUUCCAGCCUUUAUGGAGAUGGUCAGUGCCCGCCAGAAUGUAUCUUCCGACGUUUGCUCUCAGGGUUGGGAUUGCCUGUACAACAUCUCCUUCACCGGCCCUGGCUACAAGUGCACCGAGCUUGCGAGCGGCGUUGGGUCGGUACCAAAGAUCUUGACAAUGCAGUCGGGUUUCAAGGCCAAGUCUCCGAUUGAAACAAGCUGGCUUCUUCCCAAAGGAAGCCAUGCCUACUAUGCCUUCAACACGGGUGGAGAAUACUCAAGGACGCAGAUGAAGGACGUCUCACCUGGCGGCAAGCCCAUAGGCGAUUUCAGCAAGGGAGGGUCUGCGCCAAAGUACCCCCCAAACAUGGGUGCUUUCCGCACAGAUCCCUUGAUUUGGAUAGGAUAUUCCGAGACUACCAAGCCCUACGACCGGCUGCCUGUGAACCGCAGCGAUCCUGAGUGGGACAACGCCUUCGUUCCCAAGAUUUUUGCUUGCGAGCACUACGAGACCAAGUACACUGUUCAGUUCAACCACACUGGCGGUGUGCAAAACACAACUGUCUUGUCCCGGGAGUUUAUAAGACCCAUCAUAAACACGACGUAUAUCCCGAGACUUGAUGCCCAGGAUGGUACCAACGACAACACGACGGCUGUACCCCAGGCGAACUACGUCAAACCGCAGGACAUUGCCAAGUACCGGCUCACGGCCGGGUAUUACGGCAUGGGACAGCAGCUGCGGCUUUUCCUCAAUGGAACCGUGUCCAUGGAUGGACCAGAAAGCACACCAUUGUCGAACCCGAAUGCAAACACAAAGGCCAUGCAGACAAAGCUACUGGAGAAGCGGCUGUACACACCGUACAACAACCUGAUGGACCGGGUGCAGGGUCUCUAUGAAGACAUGCUCCUGUCCAUAUUUGCGGAUCCUCUUUUGAACAUUGUAGUCUGGGCUGCGAAGCCAAACGAGCCCAGUGGCCUGCGCACUUCCCAGGCUGCUGCAAUUGACAACAAACAGGAUCCCAAGGACUACGAACACCCCUGUGUCAAAUCAAAAACGGACAACGUCUUUGUCUACAAAAAGGCCGACCUCUGGGCGGUGUACACCAUCGGCAUCGGACUCACCAUGCUCGGCAUCGCGGCCGGGCUCUGGGCCGUCAUCUGGGAGGAGCGACAGGGCGGGCGCAUCGCACGCAACACGCGCUUCAGCAGCAUCGUGGCGGCGACGCGCGGUCCGGCCCUCGACGGCGUGGCUUGGUGGGCCGUGGACCGAGGUCGCGUCCCCAAGGACGUCAUGGCGGCGCGGAUGGGCUUUGGCCUGCUGCCGAGCGAGUACAGGAAGAGGCAGAGCGGCGUCCCCAUGAUGGGCACGCCCGGCAUGCCCUCGCGGCAGUUCAGCUCCGACGCCUUCAGCUUGACUGAGAGGAGAACCAUCAGCGGGUACAGCUCGGCGAGAGCGGCGUCGCCGACUGCGAGCCUGCGGAGGAGGGGGAGGGAUCCGCUCAUGUACGGGUUUGGACUGGAGGGUGAGGUUGAACAGCCUACCACCAAGCUGCCCAAGUUUGGCUAAGGGACGAAUUUGAGGAUUUGUCUCGGGAUUUCUUUUCUUUUUUUUUUGGGAAUAUAGGAUAUUCUACAUUUUAGCGAGCGUGCAAAAAGCGAAACUCAUUUUGUCUGCUGUUGAGAUUUUCUCGGCACUUGGUUACCAACAAUACUCUACCUAUGCUACACCUAAUCAAUAGCUCAUCACACAAUACUGCAGUCGAACAAGCUCCGAGAUGUCGUGGAUCUGAAUGAGAUUAACAAGUCAUGUGAAACCGAG